Messenger RNA from Chanos chanos (milkfish), 4436 nucleotides. RefSeq names its product protein phosphatase 1, regulatory subunit 15B (gene ppp1r15b). The record is from RefSeq and is a predicted model, not a curated record. Gene Ontology annotation, biological process: response to endoplasmic reticulum stress. Gene Ontology annotation, molecular function: protein phosphatase regulator activity. The transcript has 2 exons. NCBI's taxonomy places the organism in Eukaryota, Metazoa, Chordata, Actinopteri, Gonorynchiformes, Chanidae. Gene Ontology annotation, cellular component: endoplasmic reticulum; protein phosphatase type 1 complex. The coding region runs from base 1019 to 3166 and encodes 715 amino acids.
GCAGGCGGAACAGAAGGUCUAUCGAAGAAGAGGACUAUAAUUGAGGAAAACACUACUAAAGUGUUACUAUAGUUUGUAUUUCUUCGUAGAAUUUACAUCUCUUUGUCGUUCUGUUCUGACAGUCCGUUGAUUGACUUUCGGUUGGACAUUAUUGUAAUUUCGCUUUCGCUGGCUGACUGUUCAGGUUUGUACGAUAAGGUACUCUCGUUUCGCCCGGAGGAACCUUGAAGCUAACAGCUAACAUUAGUCCUGUGUUAAAAAGCAGAAUGGCCUUCUUGUCGACGUUUGAUAUGGAUUUUUCCGACUCCUCCAGUGAAAUGCGCUCCAUUUUUUCGACAUGUUUUACCAAUUCCUCUCCCCGAAAGAAGGCCGACCAUUCUCAGGAUAACGUUCAGCAAAGGGACACUACAAGCUCUGUAGCCAAUAUGGGUGAUACUGUUCUCUGGCUUUCAGUCGUAGCUAACCGGUAUGUUGUUCCUGCGGUCUAAGCGAAAAUGGACUCUAAGGAGAUUUGAAAUUCAGGACACUCUUCUGUUAUUCAUGGACAAUGUUCUGGACUGCACAUUAAUGAAAUGACUUGUGUUGCCAAAUUACGAGUAGCUAACAUUUAGCAAAAAGUAAUCCGCGCACGAUUAUUUCCUCUAGGUAACUUGUACUGUCUCAGUUCUGUAGUUAGGCUAGAACGCUAAGGCUACCUAUUUUGGUUGAGUUGAGCUAACCAGAGUAAUUACUUAAUCAUAACUAACAAGAGGUAACUCUAAUUAGCGCGAAACAGUACACAUUGCCGUACUUUAUGUUGAAUUACCGUAUAAGAUCAUUAUUUCCCAUUAUAGUGUUCUGUAACUACUUAGAGAGGAGACGUUAGCUUGGCUGUUGCAGGAAAGGAAUAGCGACAAGUUAUCAGUCUGCCAACGCUAGCGAGGAGUAGUUGCUGAAUAUACUCGGCGUUAGCAAAUCCAACUAAUUAUUUGUUAAUGAUUUUAAAUAUUAGUAUUUAUAGCAUGUGUUAUUAAAUACAAUGUACAAGAGAAUAAAUUCAGAAGAUAAUUUCCCUAAAGGAAAUAGUUCUCAACCCCUGACCAUCCGUCAUGGCGUUGCAACCCUUGAAACUCAGGAGCGUUCGUGGUUCUCCGUGGUUUCAAGGCCGGCAUGGUCUGUUCUUCAGAAGUACUUACCCGGGUUGUCGCAGACAUUUCCUUUUGCGGACUGGGGCAGCGAACAAUGCAAGGCAAACUUAGAUACUAGAAAUUCUCUAAUGGGUCAACUCGAUGACAUUUUGCCAACUACUAAUCACCCCCCUCACUUCAACGUAACAUACGUACACUUUCGGCACGGAAACGCAGAGUUUGUGCCUUCCAGUGGUCCAGAGUCGCUAAGUUUUAUAACCUCAGACUCCCUCGGAGAAUUAGGGAUUCAAAACACUGAUGUUAAAGAGUUAAAAGUCCGACAGCAACAACCGGUAGGAUAUUUUACGUCGGCAAGAAAUUUUCUCAGUCAGUUUUUAUUCAACGUAGUCUCACCUCAGGAAAUAAAGCGCGCUGAGCACGUUAAAGUUCAUGUUGGAGACGUUUGGUCCACGGGUGUGGUGGCCACUCGCCCCACGAAUAACUUGGGCGAGUUUUUGGGGGCUGACGAUAGCGUUCAACACUUACUUUCCAAUUUAUCGCGGACUACCGACGCAACUGAUGGUAAAUCGCAACAUUGUGGAGACUAUCACAGCAGCGACCAUUGUCAGCCACCCCAGUGUAGCGCAGCGGCUGCUGUUGCCAAGCCAACAGAACUAUUUGUACAUGGCGAUGACAGGGGUUCAAUGCACAACGAAAGCUCUGGAUUUCCGUGUCACAAAGAGUCGACUGACAAUGAGAGCCUUCACAUGCCCAGGCCACAAUCCCUCCCUAACUCAGACCAGCUCCCGCUGGACCAGUGUAGCACUUACGACCCCCUUCUCAGUGCUAGAACUGCCAUCGCCUGCAGUGAGGUGGCAGUUCUGACCCCAGACCAGGAUAAUGGCUACUCUAGUUUGGAAGAAGAACAUCCAAACUCUAGGUUGCAUAAAAUGAGGUUUCUGUCUGAGGGGCCAGAGAUGUUAGAAAUAGACAGACCUAUUGUCUCUCAAGGAGAGUCAACAGGGUGUGAAACUGGGAGGGAAGGAAGUUUAGAGCACGCUGAGGGUCUCUGUUCUGAAACAGAGAGGCAACAGGAACAGGAAGAAUCUAAAGAGGAAGCUGAAGAAUCAGCAGCUCCAGAACAGGCAGAACCUUUGCCCCACCUUUCCAUCCCGCAAUGUCAGAACAAAGCCAUUGCUUACAUCAUGGGUCGUCCCGUCAGUGGGGAGUCAGAAUCAGAGGAGAAGUCAGAGGAUGACAGUGACUGGGAUAGUGAUGAUGAUGAUGAUGAUGAUGGCUUUGACAGUGAGGGAUCAUCCCAUUCCUCUGAUUCAGAGGACCUGGAUGACAGUGACAGUGAGGACGGUGAGAGAGAUUCAGAUACCGAAGAAGCUGACUCUGAAACAGAGAGGCUGUGGAAUUCUCUGUGCCAAAACAGGGACCCCUACAACCCCCGAAACUUCACCGCACCUAUCCGGACAGCCCCAAGGUCCACUGGUGCAGCAGAGGCUCUUGUCUCUGUUUCCCCAGCAGACUGUGCACCCUCUCCUUUCUCUUCUUCCCCAUCCUCCCCUUCACCUCUGCUCUCACUAGAGGAUGAGUCAGGGGAAGAAGCCUGUGGGGUAAAUGAGGCAGAAAAUUUGAGGCUGUGGAACUCUUUCAGCUGCACAGCUGAUCCUUACAGCCUCUUCCAUUUUCAGGCCCCCCUUAGGACUCGAGAGACAGCCAGGGGGCGCAACAAGAAGGAGUUGCCUCCUGAUUUGCCUCGCUACAAGAGAGAAGAGGCAGAGGAGAGGUUGGACAGUGGUUUCUCAGAGUUGGCUCCCUCUCUAGGCAAGACAGAUGUCAAGUGUACCAGGCUCAAAAAGGUGAGAUUUUUGGAGGAGGUAGAGGAGUUCUAUGCCAGCAGUGAUGAAGACCGACGUGGCCCUUGGGAGGAAUUUGCGCGUGAUCGCUGCAGAUUCCAGCGACGCAUUCAAGAGGUUGAGGAGACCAUCAGCUUCUGCCUUGAUCCUUCCUUCCGCCUGGUCGUGUUUCAGAGACUCAGUCACAGUAGCUGAGUUUGUUUAUUAGUCCCCACAUUUGUUUGCUGUUGUUUGGUUGAAUCUAACUGCAAAGAGAAAUGAGGAAAAGAAAAAAAAAAGAAGUAUCUAACUCUGUGGUUUAAUUCAGGGUGGUAAAAGGCCAGAAAUGAACUGGUAUUCAUAAGGCUUAAGGGCUCAUUAGUCAUAACCCAAGGAGUUCCCACCAGGGAUAGUCACUGCACUUGUGUCACAAGCUUCUAAAGCAAAAUGUUCUGUGCUGUAUUGUGUUUCGCUCCUCAGAUAUUUGAAGCAUCUUCCUUAUCUUGUCACAGCCACUUUCACACUGGUCUAUUUUGGACUCCCCUCAAUGGAACAUCAAGCUGAAAACAACCAUGAUAUCAUUCAAAUUUGCUUUCAUUAUCUGCUUGUUUUUAUUUAAUGUCCGCAUUGAGAGUAGUAAGCGAAAGCAAAACUAUUUCCUGUAUUAUUGUGUUGGUCUACACAAAAACAGGCCCUUGUUUCAAGGUGACAAGCUGAAAGUGUGACACACACAUGCACUAAUUGUGCUUAAUUGGGAAUAGAGAUUAAAAUGCUUCUGUUCUCUUUAAAUCUUUGAACUGUAUUGUGCAAAAGUAUUUAAUACUAAUGUGUGUUGUGUUAGCUUAGCGUUCCCCAUUGCCUUCAUCUGCCAGGACUUCAUUGUAAGAUUCUCCUGUAUUAACCGCAAAGCCAAAGAUAAUAUGCCUCAACUUUGAUCAAGAACACAUAGUUAAAGUCCAGUGUUUGGAGAGUUGACCAGACAUCAAAACACUCUUUAACAGGUAAAGCUCGGAAUACAAACACACUGAACGUGGUGAUAUUUACAGCCAGUACUAAGCAAAUCUCAUGUCAGUAUCUAUUCCUGUACCAGAGAAAAGGCUUAUGGGCGAGGGUCUUAGAGCAGAGUAUUUGCAUGAUCCUCAUCCUUCUGUAUUUAAAAACUGGCCAAACCAUUUGACUUUACAGUGUGUGAAAUUCAGUGUGGUGUAUUUCAUGUUGAUAGGGGGUUGUUUCUCUGUACUUUGAACUGUGGCAGCUGUGACCAAGUGAGUGAAAUCGUCUGUUUGACCAUAGGUGAAAUACAGGGACAGAUUGCAUGUUUUUGAAUUAAAUCACUAAGAAUAUAUGCUUAUGUCAAAGCAUAAAGCAAAUUGAGUUUUUGGAUCAGUCUAGUAACAGAUAAUUAUUUUAUUUUUGUAAAACAUGAGUAUAGUUAUACUGCAUCUCUUGGGGAUUUGUGACAUGCACAUGGAUCAAAAUAAAUUUU